UAUUAUAGCUAUCAACUAUCAACUAGAUACUUGAUACAUAACAAUAUUUUUGAUGCAUUGGUAUUAUGGCUAUCAACUAUCAACUUUGUUGAUGAACUGUGAAUUUUAUCAUUAUUGUGAAUGAUUUUUUGAGAUUACUUGGUAUUACGGAUAUCAAAAAAAUAGAUACACAUCAAUUAUCAUAUCAACCACAAAUUCUUGGUUGAUACGUCUCAAAUAAAUUUAGAAAAAAUUAUAAAAGGUACGUUUUUUUCAUUCUCUCCAUAGAAUAAAAUAUAAAUUUAAAGAAACAGCGAUUUGUACGCAUUUUUUUUUUUAAAUUACUUUUUAUUGACGAUUUUUAAUUCGGUUGCUUUAGGAAUAUUUUCGCAUGCAAACAAAAAACUUAUAUUUCAGGAUUUUCAAAGGCAAAAAAAAAUUUAAGAAAUUAUAUUAUGACUUCGACGGAAUUGUUUUUUGAAGGGAGUUAUGAUGAAGUUAACGCAAGUCAGCAGCUCAAAAUACGCAGAGCAUUACGUGAUUCUUCCAACCCAAUGGAUUUGGACGAACACAUAUUCAUUCAAAACUUCAGGCUUUCCAAACAAGCCUUCCUCGAGGUGUUAAACGAUAUUGGGGAAAAACUUAAACCGAUCAAAAGCCAGCAGUCCAUUACAAAUGUACUAAAACUAGCAGCGGUUUUAAAAUUCUUUGCCCAAGGAAGUUACCAAUUGAGCGUAGGAAACGACUUUAAUAUUGGUAUGGCACAACCAACAGUGUCAGUCGUUCUUAGUGAACUGCUUGGUGUAUUGGAGAAUUAUAUUUGUCCAAAAUGGAUUAAAUUUCCAUACUCCCAAGAAGAAGAACGUAGGGCUAAAAUUUAUUUUUUCGAAAAAUGUGGCAUUCCAAAUGUAGUCGGAGCUGUUGAUGGAACGCACGUUAAAAUUCUCGGACCGAAAAAGGAUCUUCGGCAUGUUUAUUAUAAUAGAAAAGGCUAUUAUAGUAUAAAUGCUAUGCUUAUUUGUGAUCACCUAAUGAACAUCAGGUAUGUUAAUGCAAAACAUCCGGGAGCGUCGCAUGAUGCAAGCGUUUGGAAUGUGUCACAAAUAAAAACAAAAUUAGAAAGUGAUUAUCGGAAUGGAAGAACUGACUUUCGAAUUCUUGGUGAUGGAGGGUAUCCACUUUCACCAUAUUUAAUUACACCGUACAGAGACGCUGAAGACAAUUCUCUACAAGCAAGAUUCAACAAGUAGCAUGCCCAAGGUCGGAAUAUAAUUGAACGAGUUAUUGGAGUUUUGAAAAGUAGAUUUCGUUGUCUACUGCAAGCAAGAGAACUCCACUACACGCCAAAAAAAGCAACUCAAAUAAUCAACGUAUGUGCAGCGCUGCAUAACAUUUGUAUAAAGUAUAGAUUGGAAAAUCCUGAAGACUUUUAUGAAGAAAACAUUCUUGAAAUCCAUCAUGUUUCCCCUGAUCCUGCAAACCCAACAUUUAUUGAAGGCAGCCGCAUAAGAGAUUCCAUUGCAAGUUUUAUGCGAAAUGAAUAAAUGUCUAGCGAAUAAUUAAUCAAUAAAAAAGCGGAAUUUUUGUACUUCAUGGUUGUUUUAAUAACUUAAAAGACAAAAUAAAGAUAACUUAUUGAAAACUUAAACAGAAUAACGUAAAAACUCAAAAACUAAAAAUUUACUUCAUAUAAAAACUUAAAAAUUAAAUUAAAUUCAGUCAUAUAACUAAUUACACAGUAAUAAUCAAACUGGAUGAUAAUGGUUCAUUAAAUUUUGCUUCGCUUGCUCGAUUUCCAAGAGCUGUUUUUUAAGUUUUAGUUUUGUUUUUCUGUCGUUCUCUUUGUUUUUGAUGUUUUCCUUGUAGAGCAAUAACUUUUCUUUUUUAAUUUUAAGGAUUUCACUUUUUUUUUUCUUUUUUCAAAAUAUAAGUUUUUUUGUUGUAGUAUUCAAUAUUGUCCAUACUCUUUUUAAGAUGAUUCAAUGUUGUUUGCAUGCUACUCAUCUCAGAAAUCAUUUUGUUGUAAAAAUUGUCUUGUGCCGACGUUUGGUUUUCCAGCAAUGCAAGUCUUUUUUUUUCAUGUUGGUCCUUAUUUGAGGUCCUUGGUUGACUAUUUUUCGGUGAUUGCACUAAGGGUACAAUUUCUUCGACCUGCACUGCUUCGUCUUCGUCGGCAAUAACACCUUCGUCAGUCAAAUUUGUUAAUUGCAACCCAAAUUCAACACCCGGGGGAUUAACACAG
Eupeodes corollae is the source of this 2221-nucleotide messenger RNA. Its product is annotated as putative nuclease HARBI1. The transcript has 3 exons. Bases 435 to 1229 code for a protein of 264 amino acids. The record is from RefSeq and is a predicted model, not a curated record. Lineage: Eukaryota; Metazoa; Arthropoda; Insecta; Diptera; Syrphidae.